Messenger RNA from Porites lobata, 10327 nucleotides. NCBI's taxonomy places the organism in Eukaryota, Metazoa, Cnidaria, Anthozoa, Scleractinia, Poritidae. The record is from the annotation of a GenBank genome assembly.
CUUGGUGUUCGACAGAAAAAAACAUAAUUAGGGCCGAGAAAAGGGAUUAGCAAAACAUGUCCCGCUCUCGGCCUUGUAAAAAACUUACAUCACAACAAAUACCAGUAAUUUGUGCAACAGUUCUGCUGAUUGGAACCACAGCGUUGUUCUUCGUUUUCGUGUGAGUCGGAGGGUUUUGGGUGUUUCGAACUCUGAUUGUGCCCACGCCGAGAAAACUUGCAGGCUUUCACUUGUCUCUGUCUUACUGGUUUUUUUGCUUUCAGAUGCCCUUCUUUGGCAGUGGAAUAUACAGUUGCGAUCCCUGUGUAUGAAGGAAUCCUAACUCUAAUAGUCUUAUCCAGCUUCGCGAAUGCUACGUUCAGGGAUCCCGGUAUAAUUCCAAGAGGUAGGGAAGCGAGAUAACUUUUUGCUAAUAUACACAUUCAGUAGUCGCACUCAGACUUGUAAAGAGGCAACCACUGAAGAUCAUGUUUAACCGCAAUUUAUUUAGCGUUGGUUAAGAAAGCACCCCACUAGAGCUUCUCAAGGGGUGAAGAACUGAUCCUACGAUUGGUUUAUAGUUGGAGUGGAGUUGUAUGGAAUUUUAGUUGCUGUGGUUGUUAUCAGACAUCGCAGCUGUUUCCUCAACCGGUUUUACUUUGUGUAUUUUUGCCUGUCUACCGUCUGUAUUUCUGAAUACAAAUUUCUUAACGUGAAAAUUGUUUACCAUAUUUUGUCAUUGAUCUGUAAUGAAGCCGAAUUAAAAUCAGAGAUUUUAAAUUUUCCCAGAAAAGAGAAAUAUGUAUAUGUAAAGCAAGAGGUCAAUAUUAUCCAGAGGUAUUCAAAAAACUUGUGUUUAAGCGCAGUCAUUGUUGAUCAAUGCCGUGAUUCUCCUAACUUUUGGCAGGUAGUGUGAUUAAGGAAUUAAUUUAGUUAAACUUGUCUUAUGCCUAUAAAAUAUAUAAUUUUGAUAAUGUGUUACCUCAUUUACCAGUGAAAACAUCUCCAAAACAUCAACAAUUCAUUUUAAAACACUAUUUCUUUAAAGGCUGAAGUUUGCUGCUACAAGUACUAAUUCUGAGUUUUAAUUUAUUUUUAUUGUUGUAUGGCCUAAUCCGUGAGUAAGCAAGGUAAAGUGAAUCCUGUGUUCCAAUUGGCUAUCCGAGUGGGCAAAAUGGGUCCUUCUUGUCCCUCAGGAUUUCCUGCACUGGUCACACAAGGAAAAAAAAAAUUUUCUGACGAUUCCAGAGAUUUAAGCAACAAUCACAUUUUGAUUCUGAUCAAAUUUGACGAUGCAAUGUUAUUGUUGUGCAAAUUAUCUACCACAAAGAGUACUGCAUGUUCAGAGUUGUUUUGCUCUUUGUUUCUGUUGUCAUGGUUUUUUUUGCUCAAGCUUGCUUAAUUUGUAGUAUUACCAUGCAAAAAAAUUCUUAAUGUGCAACAAUUUUUUUGACGAACCAACAAUUUGAUGGAAAACAUGCAACAAAAACAAUGUCCUCAGGUGCCAAAGGAUUGGCUCACCUUUACUUUUGCAAAAGCUUCUCCAUUUUCAAAAUGCAUGUACUUUUAUACCAUUUUAAAUUUUUUAGAUGAAUAAUCCAUAAUCUGUAACCAUUAAGCUUUAAAAAAUGCAUGGUUUUUAAGGGUAUCUACAAUGUAGCAUGAUCUGCACAAAGAUGGUCCUGAAGGGUGGAUGAUACCUGUGGUGAAUGUUUAUGCGGUUGUGGUGAAUUGGUAAUUAGGUAGUAAUACAUUGUCAAGGAUGCCACAUUGAACUCUUCUACAGUGAAACAUAGAGUUGAACCUCUCCACAACUGCCACCUUGGGAACAGAAGAAAGUGGCCAUUGUAGAGAGGUGACCAUUGUCAAGAGGUUUAAACAAGUCAGUCAAUGUAUACCCUUGCGAGCAGCGAUUAUAUUUUCGCUGUGUGAGCUGUCGUGCGAAAAGUAGCCUCUGCCGACAACCGUUCAAGUUUCUAUCGUACAUGCGCGAAAUUCAUCGCGUGAUUCGCAACAGAUUCGCAAGAAACGUUAAUAGUCAGGUCUGUCAUCAAAUAGCACGAGUUUCGCGGGAUUAAAAAAAAUUGCGACAAUUCUAAUUCACGCAAGACUCACGCAAUGCUCUAAACCGGUCAAGAACAGGAAAAAACCCGGUUUUUUUAAUCUAUUCGUCCAGAUUUCUGACGGAUUUGAACAGUAAGUGUUGUUGGCAAGGGCUACUUUUCGCACAAAAGCUCACACAGUGAAAAUGUAGCCUCUGCUCGCAGGGGAGUUAUUGAAUGGACUGUCCACCAAAAAAGUGGCCAUAGUAGAGAGGUGGCCGUUAGUGGAGGUUCGGCAGUUACUCUACUUUGUAAAUUUAAAACUGCAAAGUGUUAUUUGUUUUCAAGUUAAAUCAUGGCCUUGCAAAAAUAGUUUUUAAAAUUUACGUUAACAAAAGAAAAAACAUAUCUGUGGUACCCAAAAAAUGGCCAGCGUUUUUAAACCAUCGGUAGCACCAGCUUUUUUAAAUGAGUUAAUCUAUGCAUGACUGUAAGCUUCUAUAUAGGCCUCCUUGUCAUUACCACUUUAAUGUAUUAUAAAUUUCUGUGUACUGUUGUUGUACAGUUGGCUCCCGAUAACUCGAUCCUUCGAGGGAAUCGAAAAAGGUUUGAGUUAUCGGGAGCUCGAAAAAAAUAGCCAGGAGAAAGGAAAAAACAGGUUUUACUGCACAGUGAACAUUUUAAUCACAUUUAAUCCACCGUACAGAAAAUGAUGGCGGCUGAACAUUUUACCACAAUUCCUUUCGAAUGUAACACGGCCAGUUACACAUAAAGUCAUAUUUUGGGGGGGCGAAAUUCAUCCCUGUAAUAGCAACAUUGGCUAUCCUAGGUUUGAAGUUUAUAAAACUUUUCUGUGUGUUUUUAUGAGCAAUUUUAUGGUUUUUAUCUGCUAAGAACUGUGGGUAAAUGUACCAGUCACCAUCUUUUUAGGUACGGUGGAUUGCAGAAAUGUCAAGUGAAAAUUAAAAGAUACCUCUAGAUUAAAUCAGAAUGUAACAUAACAAAACAUUUCCUAAAUAGAGCAUGCAUUUUACUGUUUUGAGAAGUAAAGCUGUUUCAUGUUAGAUUUGUGACAAACAACAUCAGCUUCCAAUAGUAAACUAUAUGCCUACAACACGUCAAUGGGAAAUUAAAAAUUCAAUGUUUGGGAAGCCAGUAGACUGUUUUUUACCGACUUUUAAUUAAAUAAAAAAGGGCUAAAACGUGGUUCGAGUUAUCGAAUGUAAAAUUAUAUAGAAUGAUCUGAGGGGAAACAAAAACUACUUCAAGUUAGUGGGAUGUUUGAGUUAUCGAGGGUAAAAUUACAGUAAAUGUAUGACGGAAAUCCAGGGGAAAUCGAUUUUGGUUCGAGUUCGGGCGAGGUUUGAGUUAAAGAGGGUUUGAGUUAUCAGGAGUCAGCUGUAUUUGUAUGUAUUUGUAUGUUGUGGCAAAAAUAAAAUGAAAUGAAAUGAAAGGGAUUGAAAUGGACUUAUCCAAGUGAAGUUGAAUUUUUAUUCUUACGUAUUGAAUUCUGGGCUCAAAAUUAACGUAUUUAUUUUGGUUAACAGUAUAAUACAAUUUUUUAUUGUUAUUUGUACAUUUAUUCUGCAUCCUUCCUAGAACUGAGAAUGUGUCUUAUUUUUAUUUUUGUUUGGCAAGUUUCAAAGUACAUGGCAGAGCUUGCGUAAACUUAUGUCAUUUAACUGCUAAAAAUAUUGCAACCCACACGUUGCAACUUGUAAACCCAAUUUUAAUGUCAGUAGGUCAUAUUAUUAAAAAUAAUUCAUAAGAAUACAUAAUUUUAUCGUUGCAAGGGGUUGAUAUCCCAUUUUUGUAAUGAUCCUCUUAGGUGAAUCCUAUUUUUCUUGUUUAUUGGCAAAAUGUAGUAAAGCCUUUGACUGUUUUGAGAAAGGAUGAAUGGUAUUAAUGAAUAAAGAAAAAUUAUUCUAGAGUACAUGUAUAUCCCUUUAAGAAAACUGGACAACAAUUCACCAAUCAUUGCAGGCAAUUUUAACAUGUUUAAUGACUUACAUGUCCUCUGUAGGCAUUUGGCUAUGUAUUAAACACUGACAGAGUGUAUGUAUCUGAAAUCAGUAUUUUAUAGUCAGCUGUUUCCUGGUUAGCUUAAAUUUUUUUGGAAUCAUUGACAAUUGAAAUGAACACCCUUGGGCUACCCAUAUCUAUACUGUCUCUGAUAUAUUUUGCUUUUGAAGUUAACACAGCAUACAUACCGUUACGUAUGCUCAAACAUAUGUGUUGUGGUUUUAUUUUGUCUUUGGUACAAACUUUAUUUUCCCUUGUCUUUGAAUAUAGUUAAAAUAAAGUCAUAAUAUUUUAUAAUACAUUUCAAACAACGGAAAAUAAAAUUUGAAUGAAGGAUAUGUUGAAUUCAAACAUAUAUUAUAAAGGAAAGUGAUGGAAAUUUGUAUCUGUGUUGAUGACAUUGAUUUUAUAGAAUGCCUUCAUGAAAUUAUGUAAUAAAGGUUUUUCUAUUCAAGACAAGGCAGAUAUUGGUAAUCUUUGAAACAAAUGUGAAUCAUGUGUGCAAUAAUAUUAAUAGAAACUUCUUAUUUUAUCGCUGGAAUGCUAAUGAAAUGCAAAAAAUAUUUUUAUCAGACUUAUAAUGUUAAAUUACUUACAAACUCCUUUCAGAAAGCUACACACAAAAAAUAUGGAUUGAUUUGAAUAGUACUUACUGUUUAAAAAGCCAUCUUGUACAUGUAAUUUGAUCCCAUACAUGUAGUCAGUGCUUUGUACCUUUUUUGCUUCUUAACCUGUCUAUUCCUGUUUAUUUUUUGUUGUUGCAAGUAUGGGGAAAUUCAGAAACUGAAAGAUGAUGAUAUGCUUUGAUGGGAAUAAAAAUAGAAUGAUAUGUUACUGUCUCCUAUGUAAAAUCAGUUUUAAGAUCAUGUUAGUUAACUUUCAGAGCAGUAUUUAGCCAUAAUUUAGACCUGCUGAUCAUUCACCAGAAUACCAUAAAUGGGUGUUUACUGCACCUGCAGUGGCAGACCUAGGGAAGGGACCCAGGGGAACCCUCUCCUCUCCCGCCCGCAUCAUAUUUCCAGCACAAGGCUUACAGGGUCAAGUUUCUGACUGAGGUGAUUUGCUUUGGUCAAAGAGCUGCCCCCACUCCCCCACUUUUCUUCAAGCUCUUUAUCAGCCAUUAAUCUGUAAGAAAUCUUCCUAGUGUUUGGAAGUGAUACCAUUAUUAUUUAUUUUAUUCAUUUAUUUUCUGGGUAAAGCAGGGAGGGGGUUUUACAAGAAAAAGAUUCUUGGUUCCCCUGUGAGGUGCUCUCCCUGCCCAUUUCCAUAACCCUUGACAGCAGAGAGACACUUUCUAGUAGAUUAAGGCCUGGCUCUAAAUCAUUCAUGAUUCUUUCCAACAAUCAUGGUUAAAGCAGCCAAGAGAAGUAGUGGAUGGCUAAUUGAACCAAAAUAGACAAACUAGGAGAAAGAAACUCAGAUUGUAAUUGCCUUAUGUCACCAUGCCCUCUGUUGUUUGAAAACUGGAACCAGUGAUUCCCACUACUUGCUACAGGUCUAGCCCCAGUUUUUGUGUAACAAAACAUCAACCAUAAAAAGUGUGGUUUCUAGAGUUUUAUUCCUAUGGAUAUAAUUCCAGAAUUCAGUCAAUCAAAUAUGCCUGAAGUAUGACUCACGUUGUGGAUUUUACAACAGAAUCAUCAACAGUUGAUCAAGAAGAUGACUUUAGAGUCCCGCUGUACAAGAAUGUUGAUAUCAAUGGCAUUACAGUCCGUAUGAAGUGGUGUGACACUUGCAAGUUUUACAGACCACCACGCUGUUCACAUUGUAGUAUUUGUAACAACUGUAUAGAGGUACUGAUGUUUUCUUUUUCACCUUGGCUUCCCUUAUUAAACAAACCAUGAAAUCUUAAAUUUUAUAGCUUGCAUAACUGGCUGGAUUAGUGUGGGAGUGCUGUAUUGUUUUGGCAGCAAAGCCGCAAGAAGAAUGGGUACAAGUCAAUUUUCCCUUGCGGCCCCCAAUAUCCACUUUCAAUUUAUUAAUUCUCCUUAUGGUACCCUCUCUUGAGGUAAUGUAUUGAAAAUGUUAGAGGAAAUAAUAUUGUUGUUGAUCAUUGGAAUGAUAUAGGCUUUGUAAUGAUAUAGACGUCGUAACAUGUCUUCAUUUUUUAUGUUCCUCUUCUUUUUCAGAAUUUUGAUCAUCAUUGCCCUUGGGUAGACAACUGUGUUGGCAAAAGAAAUUAUAGAUUCUUUUUUUUCUUUGUUUCUUCCCUCUCCCUUCACAUUAUCUCAGUCUUUGUAUUCUGUUUGGUCUUUGUCCUGGAGCAGUCAGCCAACAUUAAGGAAUCAGCAGUGCCGUAUCCUUUUUGUCAAACAGUGUUCAAGAUUAUAUUUCCCAGCUAGGAAUGAUAUUAUAGGUUUAUAAGAGAUGCUUCAAUGGGCAGCAUUCCAGUUAAAUUCUUUCAAGCAGGUUGUUGUGUAUACUAUCUGAGGGUCACAAACACCAUGUGCUAAUUUUUUUCAUUAUAUUUAACUUAACACUUACAUGUCAUCUGUCGGGUCAGGAAGCCUUCUUUGUCAGGUCAUUGACCAGAGACCCGUCUCUUAUCUGGAACACUGGGUGGGGGUGGUCUCUCGUGGUUGGUUUUCACUUGCAACAGACUCAGGGUUGUAGUCAGAAACACAGGGCAUAAUGCAGGCUCAAAAAUUGUCCCAUCCAGUAGUCUAGGUUUAGUAGAUUUUCUUGCCGGGUAUAAGUAACUUUGUAAUGCUCACUUGCCCAUGCACAGGGGUCAAGUCAAGCCUUAUUCUAAAGAAGACAUUAACUAAGACAAGCAGGUAAUGGUCCCAACAGGCAAGCAAAAUGUAAGAGCUGCUUUCCAAAGCUAAAAAAAAUUGAAUUAUUUUUUUAAGGCAUUCAAGGUUUUUUUAGCUGUGUAAUGAGCUAGUGAAAGCAGUGUUCUGAUUCAGCUUAUAGCUCCGCUGAUUAUAACCUGGUGAAAAUGUUACUAGCAGAUAGCAAAUAAACACCUUGGAUCACAAUGCUUGGGAACAAGUUUUUGUUUUCUCCUUUGUUGACACGGUCAGUGUGAUAGUUACAAUGUAGACUGCAAGAAAGCAUAGUAUACACUUAUUGAAUAAUUUUGUUCAAAUCUACAUGUGAUAUGGAAAGAUAUUGAGGUCAAGAAGAAAACAUCUUUCCUUUCUGGGCUUGGAUAAUUCCGGUAAUUCUUUAUGCAGAUGGUUAGAUUAUUAUUGAGGUCAUAUAAAAAGUCACCAUGAGUUCAGCUAAAACUAGUUACUACAGCAUUUUCAGAUCUCAGGGCUCAAAAUAACGGCUGGUCGACGCACAAUGUCCAGCGAAAAAGACGUCUUGACCAGUCAAAAGUUCCAGUCGCUGGUUAUGUUUACCGUUCAGGCAUGUCUUGAACAUGAAACAUCCAAAUCCUCACCUGUAAAUCUUAGAUUUUGUCUCUUUGUGAAAAUACAAUCACUUUCAUUGUUUCAAUUACACAAGGAUUAGUUCACUUUUUUCCAAGUUUUUGACCUGUCAAAAAACCAGGCGACCAAGCAAAAAUCUCUUUGGCCGGUCAUCAUGUCCUGUCACCACCCAAAAAUUAUUUUGAGCCCUGGAUUUCUUUAGCACUUACUACGGUAGGUCUCCUUAACAAUUGACACAGAAUAGCAGUCAUGGUAAUAUGUGGUUUGUCAUCCAUUCCUGUUGUUGGCCUAACAGUCUUUCACAUAGGACUUGUUUCAAUGGGGCGUACAACUAAUGAACAGGUAAAAAGACUAGGAAAUGAAAUUCAUACAACUGUGCAUCAGUCAAUUGCCACAGUAUCUAUAUAUCCCCUUGGCAUUCUUAGCAGUCAAUAAAACUUACAGAUUUACUGAAUCAGGAUUACAUACCCUUUGCUAUAUCAUGCCUCUGCUUCAAUAUUUUCUAUGCAUGUAUAUUAUGUUUGUGGCCUACAGAACUCAUUGUAAACUCAUUAUUAGAUGGACAUCAUUGGAACUAGUUUUUCAAAAUAAGUUUAAUGAUUUUCUGUUGUUUACCCAGAUGCUAGUGGGGCUGAGCAAAUGCUUGAAACAAAGAAUUUAAAUUUAACAUACUGUACAGGUAACAGGGUAAAAAAACCCUAGCUGGCCGGAGUCAAGCCAGCUGGCUAAUCACAAGCAUGAACAAUCCAGCUGGUGGUCAGGGUGGGACUUAGGGCCUCCAAAUUGCAAGUCUAGCACUCUAACUGCUUUUCCACACUGCCUCCUACUUCUGUGUCCAGUAACUUAAGAGUGAGUACAGUCAUGUAUUUAUUGCUCUGUGAUAUUUAUGUUCUAGGUGACAGGAAAGUUCCGCAGUGGUCAUAAUCCUUUUGACCAAGGCUGUAAAAACAACUGCAUGGUUACUCUUUGUUCUUCCCGGUAUGCAAAGUAAGAAGCAUUCUUUCUUUUUAAUUUCUAAGUCAAUUUGAAAUUCUUGGCACUAGUCAAUUUUAAACUCACAAGUUCUGUGGAGGUUGUUAUUAGCAAUCCAAUACACCAAACUUUUCCCAAUCCAGGCCACAUAGUUGGAUCAUCUUGUAAGUGAACAAGAUGUUUAGGCGAGAUGGUUUUUAUAAUUAUGUUCCAUCAUUUUUAAAUAUCUUGUAAGCAACCACUUCUUGCAUGGUUGGCCCUUGUUCGCUCUUUGACUACUCAAAUCAGACUAUAACUGUUGGUGACAAUCUGAAGCUAAACACACCUGGACCUAUAAUUGGAAAAGAACUACUGUGGUUUGAUUCUUGUAAGUAACUACUAAAUCUUCACAUUCUGGGUGGUUGAUUACGAGAAGUUCAACUGUAUUGAAAAAUUCUUAGUAGGAUAGAGAUCAGCAUGAAUUGAUGUGGCCCAGUCAAGAGUUUAAUAGGUUUUUAAUCUGUUAAUUAGAAGAACCAGUAAUCAAUCAAUUUCUGGUACAAACAAAUGCUUCGUAAUCUUUUUUUCUCUCAUUUUUGCAUGGGAGUUUCUGCUUCAUCCCAGUCACUCAUGAUGGGGAUAUUUUAGUAUUAAGUAAAGGGAUGCUCUGCAUUUUUACCUGCCAUCUCCUGCUUGUGUUUUUGGCUAGUCCAUGAUCACUGCUUAGGUUUGGGAAAGCCUAUAGAUUAGGCAGUGGUAGUGUUAUCUGCAUACCUGUUUCUAUCCAACUAAAAGCCUUUUAACAUUCUGCAAUCUAUUCUAUUUGACAACCCACCCCCACCCCCUCCCAAAAGGAAGUAAGUAUAAAAGGGUUACAUAGAGUCAAAACCCUUACAGGCUUGAAUCCACAUGGUUUUCCAGAUCAUUAUGGAAAACAGUCAAUUUUUUUUACCAUUAAAGGAGACAACACUUUCAGCAGCUUAAACAUAAGAUUGUCAGGGAAUGUCAUCCUGUCCCCCCACCCCAAGGAGGCAAGUGUCUUUGGCAGUCAUAUGAUUGAAAAAUAGUGACACAUUUAUUUCCUGGUUCCAAUCCUGCCUUACUUCCAGAAAUAUUUCCUUUGAUUGGCUGUUGAUUCUAAAAUGGUGGCAUAUUAAAAUAAUUUUGUUUACCUAUUAUUUCUAGGUACCUUGGUUACCUGGAAAUUUUAAAGAAGGAAGAGAUUAAGCGAGACAAGAAGAAGCAGAGAAAUAAAGAGAAAGAUAAAGAUGCUAAGGCUAAAACCUCAGCGGAUGGAACAGAAUUAUCAGAAGUUAAAGUUGAAGUAACAUCUAAUAAUAAAAGCCAAAAAUUCCAGGUAUAGCCAUGUGUUAUGUUGAUUUUGCAACUGAAUUUCGGUGUGACGACUUCUCAUAGGUGUCCAUCGACCUAUCCAAAACUUAAAAAGUAGUUUUCUAGUGAAACCAGUGAUGCCUCUGAUAGGCAACUUGCUGCCACAUGCAACCUUCAUCCUGGCACUGUGUAUAAGCCUUCAACAAGCAGUUAUUACUUUACAGAAUUUGUGGUUGCACCACAGGUCACACUGCUAUAAAUGCCGAUUAGUGACAAUAAAAUUUUUAAUUUUUCCACACAGUUUUCCUUUCUUUUCAUUCUUUUUGAUUUGGUUUAUUUUGUUUUUUUCCAAACACUUUCAAAAAUUCAGUUAUUAUACGUGGGCAAGCAUUAUACACAAUGGUAACUCUUCUGAAACUCUGACCUUCUUUUCAGGAUGGCAUUGAAGAUGGUAGAGUAAAAAAUAACCACCAGGCAAGAGACAAUGAAGGAAGCAGAUCACUGCGACCUGACUCAUUUGCAGCUGCAGUUAAUACUCCCCCACGUGCAUCUGCUAUGUACGUUAAAUCAAGCAUAAAUGGAAGGACGAUAACCAGCAUGAGUCGUGAAGUCACAGUGUAA